Belonocnema kinseyi is the source of this 527-nucleotide messenger RNA. RefSeq names its product 40S ribosomal protein S20 (gene RpS20). The coding region runs from base 103 to 468 and encodes 121 amino acids. The transcript is spliced from 3 exons. Gene Ontology annotation, biological process: translation. The record is from RefSeq and is a predicted model, not a curated record. NCBI's taxonomy places the organism in Eukaryota, Metazoa, Arthropoda, Insecta, Hymenoptera, Cynipidae. Gene Ontology annotation, molecular function: structural constituent of ribosome. Gene Ontology annotation, cellular component: cytosolic small ribosomal subunit; ribosome.
CUCUCUCACUUUUCUUUCUUCACGAGCCACGAGAAAACUGGUUCAGCGCUGAUCAAUUUUUCUUCGAUAAAUUGGUCAUCUCGACCAGGAAAAUAUUAAACAAUGGCAAGUAUGAAGGCUGAAAAUCCAGAAAAGCCUGGACCCGAUGUUCCCCCGGUUCAUCGAAUCAGGAUAACCUUGACUUCCAGAAACGUUAGAUCUUUGGAAAAAGUCUGCUCGGAGCUGAUUAACGGGGCAAAGAAGCAGAAGCUUAAGGUGAAGGGACCAGUGCGAAUGCCGACCAAGAUCCUGAGGAUCACGACUCGCAAAACUCCUUGCGGAGAAGGGUCCAAGACCUGGGAUCGCUUCCAAAUGCGAAUUCACAAGAGAGUAAUUGAUCUUUACUCUCCUUCCGAAAUCGUCAAGCAAAUCACCAGCAUUUCCAUCGAACCCGGUGUAGAAGUCGAGGUCACCAUCGCCAACGACUAAGUUUUCCAAGAUCUUAAUGGAACUUUGAAACUUUUAAUAAAAUCUCGAAAAAAAGAGUA